This is a messenger RNA of Pseudophryne corroboree (corroboree frog), 4628 nucleotides long. It is a transcript of the gene UNK, whose product is annotated as unk zinc finger. Lineage: Eukaryota; Metazoa; Chordata; Amphibia; Anura; Myobatrachidae. Gene Ontology annotation, molecular function: metal ion binding. The coding region runs from base 31 to 2703 and encodes 890 amino acids. The record is from RefSeq and is a predicted model, not a curated record. The transcript has 17 exons.
CGGUUUCUCUCUGGUUUUGUAGCGCGGUCUAUGCCGCCGGCGCCCUCUAGCGGCUCCUCCGCGCACAGCGUGCCGCAUCCUUUGUCCCUCGGAAGCACUUCUUUCAUUUCCUUUCAUGGCGUCGGCGCACGCGCGCUCGCCCCCCACCGCGGCGUUCCGCGUAGACCCAGAAAUAAAAGGAACGGAGGAGGGAGAGUGCAGGAUGUCAAAGGGCCCUGUCCCAAGCUCCCCGUCCGCUUCCUCUGCCUCUCCGGCAGCAGCGGCCGGCGGAGCGCUCCAGGCGCAGCCCGAGAAGCCUCAGCACUACACUGUUUCCCCAGGUACCUGAAAGAGUUCCGGACUGAGCAGUGUCCACUCUUUGUGCAGCACAAGUGUACUCAGCAUAGGCCCUACACCUGUUUUCAUUGGCACUUUGUCAACCAGCGAAGGCGGAGAUCAGUAAGACGUAGAGAUGGAACAUUUAACUACAGUCCAGAUAUCUACUGCACAAAGUAUGAUGAAACAUCAGGCCUCUGCCCUGAGGGAGAUGAUUGCCCCUUCCUACAUAGAACAACAGGUGACACAGAAAGAAGAUACCACCUGCGUUAUUACAAAACAGGCAUCUGCAUUCAUGAGACAGAUUCUAAGGGUCAUUGUACCAAGAAUGGGCAGCAUUGUGCCUUUGCCCACGGACCCCAUGACCUACGCUCCCCAGUGUAUGAUAUAAGGGAGCUUCAGGCUAUGGAGGCCCUGCAGAAUGGACAGCCAACCCUGGAUGGUAGCCUGGAUGGACAGACUGCAGUGGCUGCGAGCCACGCCAUGAUAGAAAAAAUUUUGGGAGAGGAACCACGCUGGCAAGACACCACGUAUGUCCUUGGACACUACAAGACAGAGCAGUGCAAAAAGCCACCCAGACUCUGCCGUCAGGGUUAUGCAUGUCCUUAUUACCACAAUAGCAAGGACCGGAGGAGGAGCCCACGCCAAAACAAAUACAGGUCUUCCCCAUGUCCAAGUGUGAAACAUGGAGAUGAGUGGGGCGACCCCAGUAAGUGUGAGAGCGGGGACUCCUGUCAGUACUGCCACACAAGGACAGAGCAGCAGUUCCAUCCAGAGAUCUACAAGUCCACAAAAUGCAAUGACAUGCAGCAGUCUGGAAGCUGUCCACGUGGACCCUUUUGCGCCUUUGCACAUGUUGAGCAGUCUCUUCUAUGUGACGAACUGCAGUCUCCAUCAGCUGUGUCAAGCCCUACACAAGCUGGACCUGUCAUGUAUAUGCCAUCUGCAGCAGGAGACUCUGUGCCUGUGAGCCCUUCCAGUCCACAUGCCCCAGACUUCAGCAGUGUAUGGGGCAAAAUGAGCCAUCUCCCCACCAGCCCAACAUCAGCAACAAUGUUAUGUGCCAGCAUAGGAAGCCCAACCAAUCCUUGUGGAUCUCCUCCUGGAUCUCUUGGAAAACCUCAUAGUCUAGAUAACCUUGGUUUCCACACUGACCUUUCAGGCAGCUAUAAAAAAGCCCCAGGGUGUGAGAGAGAAGACUCAGUAGUAACAGAUUAUCUCAAGAACUUUAAAAGCCAGGCAAAGUUAAAAUCACACUCGAUGGACCAUAGAAGCCAAGAACAACCACAUCUGCAGUCAAAGCAGGAUGCACUAGGAAUCCUGCCCAUGGGGAGCCCAUUAACCUCAAGCAUUUCCUCUAGUAUCACUUCUAGUCUGGCGGCCACGCCUCCCAGCCCUGCAGCUAUAAGCGGCAUCCCUGGUAUGAACGCCAAUGCUCUUCCCUUCUAUCCAACCAGUGACACAGUAGAAUCCGUCAUAGAAUCUGCUCUAGAUGACCUAGACUUGAAUGAGUUUGGGGUAGCCGCUUUGGAAAAAUCAUUUGAUAAUAGCACAGUUGCAGCGCCUGGAGGCAUCAUGAUAGGUGGCAGUCUAAUGCAGAGCUCGGCUCCUGUAAAUAUCCCUGGAUCUGUAGGUAGCUCAGCAUCCUUCCACUCCACCUCCCCGUCACCACCUGUCAAUAUCUCCUCACACUUUCUCAACCAGACUCCUGGACCACACAGUCAAUCAGAAAACACCUUUCUCAGUACUUCAGCUUCUCAUGGUUCACUGGGCCUGAAUGGGAUGAAUAACAGCAUAUGGGAGCAUUUUGUAUCCGGCAGCUAUUCCCCUGGGUCGUCCCCUGCAUUUCCAUCAGGCCCAGGUGGAGCUGAACUGGUGAGACUUCGUCAGGAGCUGGAGGAAGCCAGUAGCACCAUCAAGCAAUGGGAGGACUCCUGGAAACAAGCUAAGCAGCUACUGUUCUCUCAUCAGGCCUGCGAUGCCUGGAAAAAAGAAGCUGAGGAGGCCAAUGAGCGAGCUACAGCAGCCAGCAUGGAAUGUGAACUGGCCCGGGAACAGAGAGAUGCUCUAGAGCAGCAGCUGAAGAAACUUCAGGAAGAGCUGGAGAGAAUUCCUGGAGCACAGGAUUCUAAACUACAUAGCUCUGUGUCUGAAUUAGAGAGUCUUCCUCUCACCACCCUUUAUAGCAUUCAGAAGCAGCUACACACGAGUCUGGAGAGAGUUGAUAAGGCAGUUUAUCAGCUCCAGUCUAUGAAAUGUCACAAAUGUCAGGACCAGAACAGAGCAAUGUUACAGUGCCAACAUGGCGUGCUAUGCGAAGUAUGUGCGGCCGAAGACGGAGAUUGCCGUAAUUGUCAACUUAAUAUAGCACCAGUUCUGCAGCCAUGACCCAUGCAAGCCUGGACUCAGGCUUCUGAAAACUCUGUUUUUUAUACACACUUAUAUAAAUAUAUAAAGAUAUAUUCAUACAAUGGAAUCCUAGCAAAGCUGAGCACUUUUAAACAAAAGUUUUUCAUUCAUUUAAAAUUUGCCACGAAGCCUCUGAGUUUUUUUCCUCUGAGAGACUCUAUUAAAAAAUUUCAAGACCCUCCUUAUUGGGGGUGACUGCCCAGAUGGCGUAUCUUGUCCUGUUCGGAUGCAAGAGAUUUAUGCUACAAUUAUGUAUUUUAAUGGGACCAAUUAAUGUAAAUUUCCAUACCUGCAAACCAUGCCUUGAGGAGCUCUCCAACAUUUUCAGAGGCCCUGUUAGUCAGUGGAGCUAGUCGGCUGUCGUGCAGUCAUCUCUUUGAAGCUGUGGAAAGUAACGCAGCACUUCCACAAAAUAUGAUAAACAAGGAUAAUGUCUGAGGAACACUUACAUUUGUACAGUUUGUUGGAUGUGAAAUAACUCUUAUGUGGGAGACAAGACCGGUCAUGAAUUCAGCCAUCUUGUAUGUGCUAGGAUUCUGCAAAUGCUCUUCCCUCACUAGAAUGUUAUGAAGAAUUCUCUUCAAUGGUAGACACCAUUGGGACGUAACAGUAUUCUAGUGUAAGGUUUGUGGUAAAUGUCAUUAUUUUUUUGUCUCGCGCAGAUAAAAUUAUUCUGUGAAAUCAAGUAUAUUCCUUGUCCAUGCAAGUAAUCAUUUCAGUAUUGUGUGCCCAAAGAGUUUGUUUUAUUUUAUUCUUUCUGCAACUCCGUUUGCUAAAAUUAGAAACCUGAAGGUAACGGUCUUUUAACAGGACAACAGUGUUUUACUUAUGGAAUCUAGAAAGUCUAACCUGUUUGUGAUCACAUGUUUUAGGAAACAAUCCCGGACAUGCCCAGCCCCAAAAUAUCCGGUGUUAGAAAAGCAAAUGAAAGUAUUACAGCCUUCAUUGUGAGGUUUCUGUAUUAGCCUGGGAUUCUGGGAUGCAGUAUAUAUUAAUGUCCAUAGAUAUUUAUACAAAGUGCUUUUUACAUGUAACAAUACUUAAAAACGUAUCUAGAGCAUUGUAAUCCCUGCAGUUGUAGGAAUUGUCUGUUUACAGGACAUGUAAUAUAUACAUUGGGGGAAAUAGUUUCAUCCACCACACCAUCAAGUAUGCGAUAUUUAAACAUGUUCUACUUUUAGUUGCUGAAGAGACUUAUCCAUAGGCUGAAAUUAGAAAUCCAUGUAGGACAGUAUUGGUGUAUGGCGAGUAGCACUGAGUGCAUGAAAGAGAUGAGUUUGUGUGUUUGUACAUAUGUGAAAAAAUGGAAAUCAUUCACCCCCUGCCUUUUUAGUUCAGGAGAUCUUCUCUUAUAUACUGUACUUCAUAUUUUUAGGACCAAGAAGGUUUUCCCUUUGCAAUUAUACAAUCUUUUUCCACUACAGCUAGUUUGAUGACACAAAGUUGGGACACACUGUAGUAAGCAGUCGAGUUUAUUGAGAACUCUAUCAUUGGUCCUCAAACAGCGUCUCUUACUACUCUAAGGUUGAAUUGUCUGAAGUUACAAGUGGAUUUUGCCAACUAAGAUACUAGUUAAAAUUUGGAAUCUGUGUUUGUAUUAUUUGUUCUUCAAUACUGCAGUACAUUCCCAUUAAUCCCAAUGACUCUCUCUAACAAUGUUCCCAGUUGUAUUGGCCAACACUGGUGAAUUUAAGGCCUACCUUGUCUCCCAGAAUUUCUCCUCUUUUCUCUGUUUGUUUUUUUUAGUUUGCACUGAGCUUGCUCGCCUGGGCAUGAUCAGAAAAUGUUUGUAUCAAAAUCUAAACAUGUGAAUUUUUCUUUUCUUUUUUUAUAUAUGAAAUAAAUCUAUAUGUGAAAAAUAAACUUUUUUUGAAUUGUCAAAAAAUAAAACCUGUUCUGAAUAA